GUGGCCGCUCAAGAAACUGCACGGACAAAUGGAGAUGCGAGAACCAUCUCUGUACCCAUAGUGAACCAUAAUCGCACAUACACUAUCUUGAUGAAGAUCGGCACUCCCGCACAAGAGUUCAACGUCGCCUUUGACAUGGCGGCGUCCACGUGGGUACCUGCCAACACAUGCCCUGAGGGGACGACCUGCUUUGGGCGCAAGGCAUUCAAGUCCAACGAGUCAUCCACACACACGGUGAUCUCCCAUAAUGGCUUCAGUGAGUUCAGAAGUGGCAACGUCACAGGCGAUGAGAUCGACGACGUUCAAGAACUAGGUGGCGUGGAAAUUGGAAAAUUACGCUUUAUCAAUGCCUUGAGCGUUCACGGAGCUUACAACUACACCGAAGAGCCCUUCGACGGCGUGUUCGGAUUGCGACUAGGCACGCACUCGCCACUCACUCAUAUGGCACGCACACGAGUCAUAGCCAAGCCGUGGCUGGGAUUGUCCUUCAGCGCCGACAGCAACGUCUCGGGAGAGGCUCUGUUCGGUGGAGCCAACGAGCAGUACUACCAAGGUCAGCUGAGCUUCGUGGACGCUGAACUCAACACUUUCCAGUUCCGCAUCUCAAGGUGA
Rhipicephalus sanguineus (brown dog tick) is the source of this 612-nucleotide messenger RNA. RefSeq names its product pepsin A-4-like. The record is from RefSeq and is a predicted model, not a curated record. Lineage: Eukaryota; Metazoa; Arthropoda; Arachnida; Ixodida; Ixodidae. Gene Ontology annotation, biological process: proteolysis. The transcript is spliced from 4 exons. Gene Ontology annotation, molecular function: aspartic-type endopeptidase activity. Bases 91 to 612 code for a protein of 173 amino acids.